Molecule: messenger RNA, 723 nt
Organism: Dipodomys ordii (Ord's kangaroo rat)
Lineage: Eukaryota; Metazoa; Chordata; Mammalia; Rodentia; Heteromyidae
Product: keratin-associated protein 10-1-like
Exons: 1
Coding region: 1-723 (240 amino acids)
Cellular component (GO): keratin filament
Source: RefSeq, a predicted model, not a curated record
AUGGCCGCCUCCACCAUGUCCGUCUGCUCUGACACCUGCACCCACGCCUCCUGGCAGGUGGACGACUGCCCAGAGAGCUGCUGCGAGCCCUGCGGCGCCCCCAGCUGCUGCCAGCCCCGCGGCUGCGCCCCCGCCCCCUGCCUCACCUUCCUCUGCUCCCCAGCGGGCUGUGCAUCCAGCCCCUGCUGCCAGUCCGUCUGCGCCAGCUGCUGCACACCCUCCUGCUGCCGGCCGUCUAGCUGCCAGCCCUGCUGCUGUCCCUGCUCAGCCUGCCAGCCGUCCUGCUGCUGCCCCUGCUCAGCCUGCCAGACCUCCUGCUGCUGCCCCUGCUCAGCCUGCCAGACCUCCUGCUGCGGGCCCGUCUGCUGCAAGCCCGUCUGCUGUAAGCCUGUGUGCUGUGAGCCCGUGUGCUGCACACCCAUGUGCUGCACACCCGUGUGCUGUGAGCCCGUGUGCUGCGGGGCUUCCUCCUGCUGCUGCCAGCCGUCCAGCUGCCAGCCCUGCUGCCGCCCCUGCCUGCCCUGCCCGCCGUCCUCCAGCGUGUCCCUGCUGUGCAGGCCCGUGUGCAGGCCCGCCUGCUGCGUGCCCACCUCCUCCUGCUGUGCCCCCUGCUGCCAGCCCGGCUGCUGCCGCCCGGCGGCCUCGUGCGUGUCCCUGCUGUGCCGCCCUGCCUGCUCCCGCCAGGCCUGCUGUGGCGGCUCCCCGGGCCAGUGCAGCUGCUGA